This is a messenger RNA of Corvus hawaiiensis (hawaiian crow), 894 nucleotides long. RefSeq names its product translation initiation factor IF-2-like. The record is from RefSeq and is a predicted model, not a curated record. Bases 1 to 894 code for a protein of 297 amino acids. Lineage: Eukaryota; Metazoa; Chordata; Aves; Passeriformes; Corvidae. The transcript has 4 exons.
AUGGAUAAGAUGCAGGAAUUGCAUCCCUACAUAUCCAUGAAAAAUAGUGAUAGUGCUCAUGGAGUAUUGCUUUUGCAGCUACAGGAUGGAUAUGGAGAUCCCAACACCCCAAAGUCCAAGUUCAAACAUGAAAAUCGCUUCUCCUUCAAGCACAGAGACAAAACCCGCUCCCCGACUUGUGGCCCGCCGGAGCGGAGGCGGCGCAACCCGCAGGGGUCAGUGCUGCUGCGGAGACCGGGGCCGCGGCCGCCGGGACGGGCAGCUAUGGCCGGAGGCGACGGGGACAGCCAAGGGGCGCGGGCCGGGGCAGGGAUCAUAGCCCCCGCCCCACGGCAGAGCUGCGGGAGAGGGCAGCGACGGCCCGGCUCCGGACCUGGAAUGCCGGCGGGGUCCCGUGCGACGAUGCGUGCCGGUGCCGGUGCCGGGCAGGUGCCGUCCGCCACUCUCCGCCCCAAAGGAGCCCCGGGGGAGCCCUGCCCGGCGGCCGGCAGGAGGCGGCCGGCGCUGCCCGGCCGCUGGGUCUCUCUUCUCUCCAUCCCCCCGCCCCCGACGGGGAGGAGGCGAGCGCUGCCGGCGCCCCCCCCGCACGGCCGCGGGCAGCCGGAGGACGGCAGCCCCGCGCCGGCCGGGCACUGUCGCCGCCCCGCUCCCCCCGCAGGGUCCGUGGCCGGAGGUAAUGCGCUGGCCGGGCGGGGACCACCCUCACGGCCCGGCUGCGGCAGCGUAGAGCGCUCCCGCGGCCCCUCUCCUGCACACAAAGGGGAGGCGCGGAAUCGUGCGCGGACGGGGAGGAGGACGGGGCGGGUGGGCGGCUCGAGAGCGCCCGGCAGCCCCGUCCAGGCUGUUCCGCGGAUGGCGGCGGACCGCCCCGCGGUGCUGGGCGCUGCGCCCUAG